CCUGGGCCACACGCAUGCCAGUGUCAAACUGGAAGAGAAGUAAAAUUCAACAAAUACUAUGUAUGGAGUUCUUUCUUAAUAAAAGAAAGUGAUUAUUGAGACUAUGGAUCGGAGCAAAUGGAAUUCAAUUGCAGGAUUUCCCCAACGUUGUGGAAAACGUCUUGAAGAGUUUGAAGGUGGUGGUGGAGGGGAUGGAAACAUGACUCAGGUGGGAAGAGUUUGGCCAUCCUCAUACAGAGCUCUUAUAAGUGCCUUUUCCAGACUGACUCGUUUGGAUGACUUCACCUGUGAAAAAAUAGGGUCUGGUUUCUUUUCUGAAGUGUUCAAGGUACGCCACCGAGCUUCUGGUCAGGUGAUGGCUCUCAAGAUGAACACAUUAAGCAGUAACCGGGCAAAUAUGCUGAAAGAAGUACAGCUCAUGAAUAGACUUUCCCACCCCAACAUUCUUAGGUAUUUGGGUGUAUGUGUACAUGAAGGACAGUUGCAUGCACUUACAGAGUAUAUCAACUCUGGGAACUUGGAACAGUUGCUAGACAGUAACUUGCAUUUGCCCUGGACUGUGAGGGUGAAACUGGCCUAUGACAUAGCAGUGGGCCUCAGCUACCUUCACUUCAAAGGCAUUUUCCAUCGGGACCUCACAUCAAAGAACUGCCUGAUAAAGAGAGAUGAGAAUGGUUAUUCUGCAGUGGUGGCUGACUUUGGCCUAGCUGAGAAGAUUCCUGAUGCCAGCAUGGGAAAUGAGAAGCUGGCUGUGGUGGGAUCACCCUUCUGGAUGGCACCCGAGGUUCUCCGAGAUGAGCCCUAUAAUGAGAAGGCAGACGUGUUCUCUUAUGGCAUCAUCCUCUGCGAAAUCAUCGCCCGCAUCCAGGCUGAUCCAGACUAUCUUCCCCGCACAGAGAAUUUCGGGCUGGACUAUGACGCUUUCCAGCACAUGGUGGGAGACUGUCCCCCAGACUUUCUGCAGCUCACCUUCAACUGCUGUAAUAUGGACCCCAAACUGCGUCCAUCCUUUGUGGAGAUUGAGAAGACCCUGGAGGAAAUUAUGAACCGCCUACAGGAAGAAGAGCUGGAGAGGGACAAGAAGCUGCAACCCACAGCAAAGGGACCCUUAGAGAAAGUGCCUUCGGGGAAGAGGCUGAGCUCACUGGAUGACAAGAUCCCCCACAAGUCACCACGUCCAAGACGUACUAUUUGGCUGUCUCGAAGCCAGUCAGACAUCUUUUCUCGUAAACCCCCACGUACAGUGAGUGUCUUGGACCCCUAUUACCGGCCACCAAGAGAUGGUGCUACCCGUACCCCCAAAGUCAACCCUUUCAGUGCUCGUCAGGACCUCAAGGGCGGCAAGAUCAAGCUCUUUGACCUACCCAGCAAGUCUGUAAUCUCCCUGGUAUUUGACCUGGAUGCACCAGGGCCUAGAACUACACCCCUAGCUGACUGGCAAGAGCCCUUGGCCCCACCUGCUCGCCGAUGGCGCUCUUUGCCUGGUUCACCAGAGUUCUUGCAUCAGGAGGCCUGUCCAUUUGUGUGCCAUGAAGAAUCAUUAUCUGAUGGGCCCCCACCACGACUCAGUAGUCUCAAGUACAGGGUAAGAGAGAUCCCGCCAUUCCGGGCAGCUGCUCCAGCCCAUGAGGCCAUGGACUGCUCUAUUCCCCAGGAAGAAAACGGUUUUGGGCUCAAGCCCCAGGAGACAAGCCCAUGUUGCAGAAGUGCCUCUGAGGAAAUGGAGGUAGAAGAAGGCAAGCCAAGAAACUUGGCUGCAGUACCCUAAUCUAUCUCGAGCAUAGGACUGCAAGUCCAGGGAGAACAGGAUGGAUAAGGGGGUUUAGUCCCUGUCUUACCUUGGGGAUGGACCUUCAGCUGAAGCCAUAGGGACCCCUUGGUGCACAUCCUCUACUCAUCCCUGGAGCCUGGCUAAACUUUUGGGUUCCUAUUUACCCAAUGGCUGCAUGAGAGGGAAGGCAGCAGUGAGAGGCCUUCCUAGUUAGAGCCAACUGGUGAUGUUAAACAAGGAGCUCGAGUUUCUACCUGACCCAAGUAUAGUUCCCCAGACAGGACCAGAGAACUCUUAGUUCUAGGUUGAGCUGGCAGGCGGUAUUACCCUGGUUCUUCUACCAUCCCAAAUCUAUGUUGCCUUUUUUGGGGGCAUAUAAGCUACCGGAUGGAACUUGGAGCUGACCAGGAAGUGAUAAAGGGCUGAAGACUGGGGUGCUUCUUGCCAGUAUGUCUAAGACACUUGAAUAAUUGCUGUUUGCACUUACUGCAUUGUCAGACCACAUCACUAUGUUUCUAUGCAGGGGGAGGGCAAGGUAGCGUGGUGGUCAUGGCUCUUAGCUAACCCAUUCAAAGAACUUUUCCAGUUGAUUAAUCUAUUUUCAUAUUUAUAAAGGAGUCUUAAUGUUCUGCCUCAUUAAGACUUUCAACCUUGUGGUUGGGAGUGGGGCUGGUUUUGUAGGCCCUAGGGCCUGCUCUAUGUUAUCAACAGGUGAUAAACACCCAAUUGGUUAAAUGGUUUAUACUUGGACUGAUUUUUUUUCCCUUCCUGCUAUAGCUGGAGCUUCGGGAACAGUCUGUCCUUACAGAGCCGCAAUAAGAAAUAACCAAAGAAUGAAGUUGGUCAAAUAUUUUCAUAACUCAUUUCUGUUGAUUUUUUUGUAAAACUCUCCCAAGACACUUUCAGAUUUAAAAAUAAAGUUGGUGUUGCAGGUG
Messenger RNA from Ictidomys tridecemlineatus (thirteen-lined ground squirrel), 2706 nucleotides. RefSeq names its product testis associated actin remodelling kinase 2 (gene Tesk2). NCBI's taxonomy places the organism in Eukaryota, Metazoa, Chordata, Mammalia, Rodentia, Sciuridae. Gene Ontology annotation, cellular component: nucleus; cytoplasm. Gene Ontology annotation, molecular function: protein serine/threonine kinase activity; ATP binding. Gene Ontology annotation, biological process: protein phosphorylation; actin cytoskeleton organization. The record is from RefSeq and is a predicted model, not a curated record.